CACAGCUCAGCCACUCCUCCUUCCCCAGGUGAGGAAUUCCACGACGUGGAGGACGCAGAGACCUACAAGAAGAUGCUGGCGCGCGACGAGCGGCGUUUCCGGGUGGCGGACCAGGACGGGGACUCGAUGGCCACCCGGGAGGAGCUGACAGCCUUCCUGCACCCGGAGGAGUUCCCUCACAUGCGGGACAUCGUGGUGGCUGAAACCCUGGAGGACCUGGACAAGAACAAAGAUGGCUACAUCCAAGUGGACGAAUAUAUCGGUGAGUGGGCCCUGAGUCUGUCCCUGAGGACGCUUGUCCCCUCCUAGCCCGGGGGGCAGCCCAAUGCAUGAUCUCCCAUCAGAGAACAGAGGCAGGGGCGCUGCUUGGGUUCAUUCCACCACCAAACAUUUGUUGAGCGCCUACUAUGUGCCAGUCCCCGCCC
Messenger RNA from Myotis lucifugus (little brown bat), 425 nucleotides. Its product is annotated as reticulocalbin-3-like. The transcript is spliced from 2 exons. The record is from RefSeq and is a predicted model, not a curated record. The annotation marks the transcript as partial. Gene Ontology annotation, cellular component: endoplasmic reticulum. NCBI's taxonomy places the organism in Eukaryota, Metazoa, Chordata, Mammalia, Chiroptera, Vespertilionidae. Gene Ontology annotation, molecular function: calcium ion binding.